AUGGGUAUUCCAAAAUUCUUUAGGUACAUCUCUGAAAGAUGGCCUUUAAUUUUACAACUUAUCGAGGGAAGCCAGAUACCCGAGUUUGAUAAUCUUUAUUUGGAUAUGAAUUCGAUUCUGCAUAACUGUACACAUGGAAAUGAUGACGAUGUGACGAAGAGAAUGACAGAGGAAGAGGUGUUUGCCAAGAUUUAUGCGUAUAUUGACCAUCUGUUCCAUACCAUAAAGCCUAAGAAAGUGUUCUAUAUGGCAAUUGACGGUGUGGCACCUCGUGCUAAGAUGAAUCAACAGAGAGCGCGUAGAUUUAGAACCGCAAUGGAUGCAGAGAAGGCCUUUGAAAAGGCCGUGGCCAAUGGUGAAGAGAUUCCGAAGGGUGAACCGUUUGAUUCUAACUCUAUUACUCCAGGUACAGAGUUUAUGGCUAAAUUGACAAAGAAUUUACAGUAUUUCAUUCAUGACAAAAUUACAAACGAUUCGAAGUGGAGAGAUAUAGAUGUCAUAUUUUCCGGUCACGAAGUGCCCGGUGAAGGUGAACACAAGAUAAUGGAUUUCAUCAGAAAUUUGAGAGCCCAGAAAGAUUUUGAUUCCAACACAAGACAUUGUAUCUAUGGGUUGGAUGCGGAUCUUAUCAUGUUAGGGUUAUCCGUUCACGAUCCUCAUUUUGCAUUAUUAAGAGAAGAAGUCGUUUUUGGUAGAAGAUCAAGCACCGCUAAGAGCUUGGAAAAUCAAAAUUUCUACUUGCUGCAUAUAUCGAUCCUUAGGGAAUACAUGCAAUUGGAGUUUCAAGAGAUUGCUGAUGAAUUACAGUUUGAUUACGAUUUUGAACGUAUCUUGGAUGAUUUUAUCUUGGUCAUGUUUGUCAUCGGUAAUGAUUUUCUGCCAAACUUGCCAGACUUACACCUGAAUAAAGGUGCUUUCCCCGUUUUAUUACAAACUUUCAAAGAAGCAUUGUUACAUGUUGACGGUUAUAUUAACGAACAUGGUCAGAUCAAUUUGGAAAGAUUAGGUGUUUGGCUCGAAUAUUUAUCCAAAUUUGAACAGAUGAAUUUCGAACGUUCAGAUGUCGAUGUCGAUUGGUUUAAUCAGCAAUUGGAAAACAUCUCUUUAGAAGGUGAGAAAGAAAGAGCUCGUACGGGUAAAAAACUGCUACUAAAACAACAAAAGAAAAUUGUCGGUUUGGUCAAACCUUGGGUGAUUGACGUGAUGUCUCAACGAUUCCAUCCAAAUCUUGCUGAAGAAGAUGUACCAACUUUAAGUCUGGAUGACGAUCGUAUUACAGAGAACUUGGAGUUCCUGAAAGAGUUCGCCUUCCAAUUGGGGCUAUUUGUUACCCAUUCUCGAUCAAAGGAUACGUAUUCUUUGAAAGUGGACGUUGAUGCGAUUAACCCAGAAGAAACCGAUGAAGAAUUUGAACAACGUCAAAAAUCAAUACGGAAAACCUUAAAAAGAUAUCAGCAGGCUAUCCUCGUUGAGGACCAAGAAGAGCUUGACAAUGAAAGGGAAGUCUACGACGAGAGAUUUGCACAAUGGAAAGACAAAUACUAUAAGGAUAAACUGGGUUUCAGCUUCAACGAAACAGAAAAACUCACGAAGUUAUGCCAGAACUACGUUGAAGGUUUGCAAUGGGUGUUGUAUUAUUAUUAUAGGGGUUGUCAGUCAUGGGGUUGGUACUACCGUCAUCACUACUCUCCUCGUAUUUCUGACUUGAAACUUGGUUUAGACCAGGUGAUUUCUUUUGAGAAGGGCCAUCCAUUCACGCCAUUCCAGCAAUUAAUGGCUGUUCUACCAGAGAGAUCCAAAAACUUGAUUCCAACUGCUUUGAGACCACUAAUGUUCAAUGAAAACUCUCCUAUUCGUGAUUUCUAUCCAAAGGAGGUUGAUUUGGAUAAAAAUGGCAAGACUGCUGAUUGGGAAGCAGUUGUAUUGCUAUCAUUUGUCGACGAACAUAGAUUGAUAGAUGCCAUGGCUCCUUACUUGCCCAGACUCUCUCCGGAAGAGAAAGUAAGAAAUGGGGUCGGAAAAGACUUGAUAUACUAUUUCAACCCUCAAGUUGACGUUCUUUACAAGAGUCCCUUGAGUGGUAUCUUCUCAGAUAUUGAGCAUGAUCACUGUGUUGAAAGAGAGUUCACUCCUCCACAAAUCGAAGAAUCUCAAUUUCGUUAUGGUUUGUUGCCUGGCGCUAAGGUCGGUCCAAACCUUUUGGCCGGUUUUCCAAGUUUAGAAACUGUUCCUUUCCGAGGAGAAUUAGCAUAUAACGAAACAUGGGUUUUCCAACAGCCAUCCAAGCAACAGUCUAUGGUUCUCAAUGUUCAAAAUAUCUAUGAGGAGAACAACGUGACAUUAGAGGACUUGAGUAAACGUUUUCUGAACAAAGUCGUUUACACAAGAUGGCCAUUUCUAAGAGAAUCAAAAUUGGUAUCUAUUACUGACGGACAUAAAGUUUAUGAGAAAUCUGAAGCCUCGAACGCCAAAAUUGUGAUUAGGCCUGCAGAUGACUCAGAGGUUAAACUGUUUAAGUCUUUGAAGUCUUCCACAGUCAGAAAUUAUUCCAAGGAUAAGGCAGUGUCUUUGAAAAAAGUAAAUGCCAUAGUAAAAGUUUUGCCUGUUACUGAUCUAGCGAGAAAUGCGAGGGGUGCAUUCGUCAAAAUGUUUAGUUCUGAACCUGAAUACUACCCGUUGCAACUCAUGGUAGAUUCAGUUGCGAAUGAGGAUGAAAGAUUCAUUGAGAGAGAGCCUGCUCCGAUCGAUCAGGAGUUUCCUCAAGGUUCGCAUGUCAUUUUCCUCGGUGAUUACGCCUAUGGUGGGGAAGCCAUAAUUGAUGGUUUCAGUACUAGCACCAGACUCAAGUUAACUGUGAAGAAGGCAUCAUCUAGAUCGGAACCCACUAUUGGUAAGGAAAGAGCAAAGAUCGAUAAUUCUUUAGUCAAGUACUUCCCAUCUUUUGUUGUGUCGAAAAGGUUACAACUACAUCCACUGUUUUUGUCUAAGAUUACUGCCAAAUUUUUAGUUGCAAACUCUUCUGGAAGGCACACCAAUGUUGGUAUUCCAAUCAAAUUCGAAGCUCGUCAUGAAAAAGUACUUGGAUAUGCGAGACGGAAUCCCAGGGGUUGGGAGUUUUCCUCUUUGGCUAUUCAGUUGAUUGAGGAUUACAGAAGGACGUUUCAUGAUUUCUUCACAAGACUUUCUCAGACUCGCAGUAAUAUUCCUUCUAUUGGGGAACUGUAUCCAGAGCUCACGAAUGAUAAAUCAGACCGGAUUCUGGAGGAUGUCAAGAAAUGGCUAAAGACGGCCACAGAGAAGUUUGUUAAAGUCUCUUUGGAAAGUGACUCUUUGACGAAGGUUUCUAUGCAGGCUGUCGAAGAACAUAUUUUAACAUAUUCUUCAUAUCUGGAUAAGGUGGAGAAAAAGCAGUUGGCUAAAGUGCCAUGCGAUGCUGUGCUUGACCCCAAGACUUCAUUUGCCAUGCUACGCGGACAGAAAUUUGAUUUGGGUGAUCGUGUUGUUUAUGUUCAAGAUUCUGGGAAAGUGCCACUGUUCUCUAAAGGUACAGUCGUUGGUUACACAACUCUUGGGUCGAGAUUAUCCAUUCAAGUCCUCUUCGAUAAUGAGAUUGUUGCUGCUAACAAGUUUGGCGGCAGAUUGAGAACCAAUCGUGGUCUAGGUCUUGAUGCUUCAUUCCUAUUGAAUAUUACCAACAGACAAUUCAUUUACCAUUCGAAGGCUUCAAAGGAAGCCACCGAGCAAAAGAAAACAAUUAAGGGCUCCACUGCUGCUCAGAGAGCGAGAGUUGUGGAUAUUAAGAAACAAAGAGCUCACGAUCUUUUGACUCAUAUCAAGAAACCUGACGGCGAAAAUUCCACAAAGCCUAAGUUGAAAAAAGCUGAGCCUAAAACUAAAGAUCAAAAGCCUGCCGUUUCAAACUUGGAAAAUAUCCCGGCAAGUGGGCCCAAUGCGGGUGGUGCCAAUACUAUGUCUGCCAAUACACUGUACAACGCGGUGGUGAACCAAUAUUCAAAUGGUGGUUUUUACCCUCAGAACGUGGCACCAUCGGGAUCCCAACCAAAUGGUGGCUUACCGUACCACUUACCACCGGGUUUUGUUCAACAGCCCUUCGUCCCAAUGCAGCCACCGUAUGCUAACCCAAUUCAUCCCAUGAACGGACAACCACCUUUCCCUUUUCCUUUACCAAACCAAGCCCAUCAAGAGCCUCCAAAGGUUGAUGAAAAGGCAACUAACGGCUUGAGAAAUGCUGUUAAAGGUAAGAAUGUCAGAAAAAACAUGAGCAAUCAAAGAAGCGAAGGUCGGACGACUGACCGCCGUCCUGAUGGUCACAAAAGCAUGGGAAGUCAUUCCAGAGGUGAGGAUUCUAAAAAGCAAGAGCCAAAAGAUUCGAAACCUGCCGCAGCUGAAAAUUGA
Torulaspora delbrueckii is the source of this 4416-nucleotide messenger RNA. It is a transcript of the gene XRN1, whose product is annotated as chromatin-binding exonuclease XRN1. The record is from RefSeq and is a predicted model, not a curated record. NCBI's taxonomy places the organism in Eukaryota, Fungi, Ascomycota, Saccharomycetes, Saccharomycetales, Saccharomycetaceae. Gene Ontology annotation, molecular function: 5'-3' RNA exonuclease activity; RNA binding. Gene Ontology annotation, biological process: nuclear-transcribed mRNA catabolic process; rRNA catabolic process. Gene Ontology annotation, cellular component: nucleus. The transcript has a single exon. Bases 1 to 4416 code for a protein of 1471 amino acids.